UAUCCCUGAGAAUGUGUUGAAUGUUGAUCACACAAACCACAGUAUCUAUCGAGUUCCUAGAUUUUUUCUCAUAAUUUACAUUAAUUUUAUUUUAAAAUAAUAUUCUAUUACUAUGCAGUUUAAAUAUUAAUGGUUUGACACAUAUAUGAUACACAAGGGAGGAGGAGCAGGAGAACAAGGAAGAAGAAGAGAUGAGUGGUGGAGGAAGUGAAGAGAAAAAAUCUUUAGAGUUCACACCCACAUGGGUUGUUGCUGCUGUGUGCACUGUGAUUGUUGCCAUUUCUCUAGCUGUUGAAAGAUUUCUCCAUUAUGGUGGCAAAUAUCUUAAGAGGAAGAACCAGAAACCCCUAUAUGAAGCCGUCCAAAAAGUUAAAGAAGAGUUGAUGCUUCUGGGUUUCAUAUCAUUGCUAUUGACAGUAUCUCAGGGAACAAUCUCUAAAAUCUGUGUACCUGAGCAUGUGAUUACUAACAUGCUUCCUUGUAAUCUCGCCGAAAAGAGUAAAGGAGAAAAAUCUAAUACUACAGCUACAACCGAACAUUUUCAGAGGUUCUUCUCUACUAGCAUAUCUAGCACUGCCAGGCGCCUACUGGCUGAAUCAACUGAAUCCCAGAUAGGUUACUGUGCGAGGAAGGAUAAGGUGCCAUUGUUAUCUGUAGAAGCUCUACAUCAUCUACAUAUCUUUAUCUUCGUCCUAGCCAUUGUUCAUGUUGCUUACAGUGUACUCACUGUUCUUUUCGGAGGGGCAAGGAUUCGUCAAUGGCAACACUGGGAGAAUUCAAUUGCAAAAUAUGAUACAGGUGAAGUUUUGAGAAAGAAGGUCACCCACGUCCGUCAAAACACAUUUAUCCGAGAGCAUUUUCUGGGCAUUGGCAAAGAUUCAGCUCUGCUGGGGUGGGUGCAUUCCUUUUUCAAGCAAUUCUAUGCAUCUGUAACAAAGUCAGACUACAUAACUCUGCGACUAGGUUUCAUCAUGACACAUUGCAGAGGAAAUCCUAAUUUUAAUUUUCACAGAUACGUGUUACGUGCCCUUGAAGAUGACUUUAAGAUAGUUGUUGGUAUAAGUUGGUAUCUUUGGAUAUUUGUGAUCAUCUUCUUAUUGCUGAAUGUUAAUGGUUGGCAUACAUAUUUCUGGAUAGCAUUCAUUCCUUUCCUUCUUCUACUGGCCGUGGGCACCAAGUUGGAGCAUGUAAUCACCCAGUUGGCUCAUGAUGUUGCUGAGAAACAUGUAGCCAUAGAAGGGGACUUAGUAGUUAAACCAUCAGAUGAGCACUUUUGGUUCAACCGACCUUACAUUAUCCUGUUCUUGAUUCAUUUCAUCCUCUUCCAAAAUGCUUUUGAGAUUGCAUUUUUCUUCUGGAUUUGGGUUCAAUAUGGCUUUGACUCCUGCAUAAUGGGACAGGUCAUAUAUAUUGUCCCCAGGCUAAUUAUUGGGGUGAUCAUUCAGAUACUCUGCAGUUACAGCACCCUUCCACUUUAUGCCAUUGUCACACAGAUGGGAAGUUAUUACAAGAAAGCAAUAUUCGAUGAGCAUAUCCAAGCUAGCGUUCUUGGUUGGGCUGAGAAAGCAAAGAGAAAGGCAGGCCUAAAAGCAGCAGCAGCAAAAGAUGGAUCUAACCAAUGAAGUUCUCAUCAGAGUUCUUCAGGAAUUCAGCUUGGAAGAGUUGGGCGCAAUGGGUCCACUCAGGAGAUCCAACCUUCAGCUGGUUCUGGUGGGCAGACAUAACUAGUUCUGUUACAGCAGCGGUAGUAAUAUGCAAGUCUUCAUAGAAUUGUCCAACAGGUAGUGACCUGUUUACAAGCGUUACAUGUAGAUGAGUGUAUUAUGGAACAUAGCAUAUAAAGGUCUUUGUUCCAGGUGCAGACUGAAUGUACUUUACCAGCUCAGUAAAUAUCAAUGCUUCCCUUCCUCUCUUGUGAAUGGGGUUGGGAAUUCAACUUGUAAUCAUAGCUUGCUUGCUUGCAAUUAUUUAUUGUGCGGUAUUGCUAUUAUAAACUCGGUCUUAUAUAAAAAUGAAUUUAAUAA
Messenger RNA from Hevea brasiliensis (rubber tree), 2024 nucleotides. Its product is annotated as MLO-like protein 1. The record is from RefSeq and is a predicted model, not a curated record. The coding region runs from base 192 to 1622 and encodes 476 amino acids. NCBI's taxonomy places the organism in Eukaryota, Viridiplantae, Streptophyta, Magnoliopsida, Malpighiales, Euphorbiaceae. Gene Ontology annotation, biological process: defense response. Gene Ontology annotation, cellular component: membrane. The transcript has 13 exons.